GUAUAAAAUACUACAUAAAAUAUCGUAUGUUGUUCAUCUCUAAAAAUACUACCGUACACAAAUAAGUAAAUGUUUAUGGGCAAAAUGAAUCGGAUUUCCUUUGAGGAAAUUUCCAUGAUCCGAGACCUCGACAGUCGAUAUUUUGGAUGUCUUGACUUAGCUGAUCCUAAAAAUUUGGAAAUAAAAGCCAUAGUUCAAAAAACUAUAACAACAAUACAAGAUGAUAUUGCCUAUUAUAUUACUAAAAAUAUAAUUGUUGCCAAUGACGGAUCAGCAGGAGUGCUUAAGAAUAACUCAACUGGAAACACUGGCAACGAAGACAACAAAUUGCAUGAUAUAGAAACUAAAAUAAUUAGUUUUUUCGAGGAGGAAACACUUGCUAGAGACCAAUUUACUAACGCCCUCUGCAAACUCGGUCACUUGCAUCUGCUCCUUGGUGAAUAUUCCGAGGCUUUAUCGGCAUACCAAAAAUAUUUAAGAUUCAAUCAGAAUAAUUAUUGGACAAAUCAUGAAUUUAUUUAUGGAAUAGGGAUUGCUUACUUUAAGCUCCGAUGCUUUAAAUGGGCAAUCAAAUCUUUUCAGGAGCUUUUAUACUUAAACCCCAAUUUCACAUGUGCUAACGAUGUUCAUUUACGAUUGGGUUUCAUGCUGAAGCAUUGCGGUGAAUACCACAUUGCUUUAAAACAUUUGCAAUUGGCGCUGCUUUAUACGAAUCCAUCGACUUAUUCUGAGCUUCAUGUUAAAUUUCAAAUCGCUCACCUUUAUGAAGUUCAAAAUAAGCAUAAGGCGGCAAAGAAAGCCUAUGAAUUUCUACUCAACGAGAAAAAUAUAUCGCUGAAACUAAAAGCAGAUGUUUAUAGACAACUUGGAUGGAUGUACCACUGCGUAGAAUGCCUAGGCGAAAAAAAAGAACGUGAAUCGAGUGCAUUGAUUUUUCUGCAAAAGUCAAUUGAUGCUGAUCCAAAAAGUGGCCAGUCAUUAUAUUUAUUGGGCAGAUGUUACGCAGGAAUAAAUAAGGUCCAUGAUGCUUUUCUGGCAUAUCGAAACUCUGUAGAAAAAAGUGAAGGAAAUGCGGAUACCUGGUGCUCGAUUGGUGUUUUAUAUCAACAACAAAAUCAACCGACGGAUGCGCUCCAGGCUUACAUAUGUGCUGUGCAACUAGAUAAAGACCACAAGGAAGCUUGGACUAAUUUGGGCAUUCUUUAUGAGAGCUGCGGUCAGCUACGAGAUGCCUAUGCCUGCUACUUAAAUGCAACUAAACAAGUUUCGUGCCAGAAAACCACCAUACAUCGAAAAGAAGAAACAAUACCCAUGAACAAAGACGCCAUUGGAUUGACUAAAGGCUUAUCACAACGUAUCAAAUUUCUGGAGAUUCAACUUGGCCAGGCCCCGUUACCGAGUAUUACAUCAAAACGGCGGCAGUUAUGUUCAAUUGAAGAAGCUUGGAAUCUUCCGAUUUCGUUAGAAAUGAACUCCAGACAACAACAAACAGCUCAGAUGCUGCCGCGACAGGUAACAAAAAAUAUUCAUAUACAGGGUCCACCUCCACCUUAUCCGCAGAGUCACAUAAGUGAAAGUCCCACGCCUGCCAAACGUAUAAAGGAAGACGCUCUAAAUCCAAUCUACAAUCGAUCGGGACAAGACUGCCAAGAUAUUAUACAGCAAAACAAAACACAAUAUUUACAAUUUAACCAAAAUAUAAUAAGGACAUUAAGUAAUCACAAUUUAGAUAAUGUACAAGAAGGAAGAAUGAGUUCGGAACAAGCUAUUUUGGAUUCUUAUGAAUAUAUUUCCAAUGAACUUUAUACAAAAAAUACAAAUAUUAAAUUUGAGCCUACCACAAUUUUAUCGAUAACCAAUGAUGAAACUAGUCGCCAUUUACAUGAGGAUUUGGACUAUACAGAAAAUAAUGCGAGCGCAUCUAUAUCCGAAUUAUCUCCAACAUUUAAGAUACAAAUGGAUUCAAAGCAGUUGAUGUCAGCUGUCAAGCUUUUGACAAUCGAAGAUCCACCAAUAAACUGUACGGUUUUGCAAGUAAAUACGCCGCCGCCAACGCCCCCUGAUUGUCCACCACAAAAACUAUCGAGGGACCAACUUUUACCACCUACUCCAUCUGUUCAUUUAGAAAAUAAAAAAAAUGCAUUCAGCCCUCAGUUGCAAGAAUUUUGUUUAAAACAUCCUAUAGCAGUUGUGCGUGGCUUAGCUGGAGCUCUAAAGCUUGACCUGGGGCUCUUCUCUACUAAAACAUUAGUGGAGGCAAAUCCGGAUCAUAGUGUUGAGGUCAGAACACAAGUUCAUCAGUCACCUGACGAAAAUUGGGAUAUAUCGCAAGCCAAACGAGUUUGGGCCUGCAUAUCGCACCGAUCCCAUACAACAAUUGCAAAAUAUGCACAAUAUCAAGCGUCCAGUUUUCAAGACAGCCUUAAGGAUGAAAGUGAUAGAGGAUUUACAGGCUCCCAAAUAAUGUCGGACUCUGACUCCAAGGACUCGGUAUCAAAUUCCAACAUUUCUUUAAAACGCAAAAAACACAAAAGCAGCAGCAAAAUGUUACGAUUUGGAACCAACGUGGAUUUGUCUGAUGAACGAAAAUGGAAACCACAAUUAAGUGAAUUGCAAAAACUGCCUGCUUUUGCUCGUGUUAUCUCCGCCGCCAAUAUGCUAUCUCAUGUGGGUCACGUCAUUUUGGGAAUGAAUACAGUUCAACUUUACAUGAAAGUUCCUGGAAGCAGGACACCAGGACAUCAAGAAAACAAUAACUUUUGCUCAAUCAACAUUAAUAUUGGCCCUGGAGAUUGUGAAUGGUUUGCCGUCCCAGAUGCUUACUGGGGUGGAAUUCACCAUUUGUGCGAAAAGAACAAUAUCAGCUACCUUCAUGGUUCAUGGUGGCCAGUCUUAGAAGAUUUAUACAAAGAAAAUAUACCCGUUUAUAGAUUUAUACAAAAACCCGGAGACUUGGUCUGGGUAAAUGCUGGAUGUGUUCAUUGGGUUCAAUCUGUAGGAUGGUGCAAUAACAUAGCCUGGAAUGUUGGACCAUUAACUGCCCGUCAAUAUUCUCUUGCCAUCGAACGAUACGAAUGGAAUAAACUGCAAGCAUUCAAGAGUAUUGUGCCAAUGGUUCAUUUAAGCUGGAACCUAGCAAGAAAUAUAAAAGUAUCGGAUAAGAAACUUUUUGAAUUGAUAAAAAUGUGCUUAUUGCAAACAUUGAAAAAUAUAUUACACACACAGGAAUACGUAAAAUUUAAAGGAGUGGAAAUACGUUUCAAUGGUCGUGGAAAAAACGACGCAUCACAUUAUUGUGGUCAAUGUGAAGUUGAAGUUUUUAAUGUACUUUUUAUAAAAGAACAGGAGAAACGACACGUUGUUCAUUGUCUAUCAUGUGCACUGAAACUGUCUCCAUCACUGCAGGGUAUUGUAUGUUUGGAAGAAUACCGCCUAUCGGAGCUGCAGCAUGUGUACGAUUCAUUCACAUUAUACCGAACGCAAGGGCUACAUACCACACAGUAAAAAAGUUAUUUAUUUUCUUAGCAUACAUCUUAUACCCAAUCAAAUAUAUAAUUACUUUCAUACAGCA
Molecule: messenger RNA, 3571 nt
Organism: Drosophila pseudoobscura
Lineage: Eukaryota; Metazoa; Arthropoda; Insecta; Diptera; Drosophilidae
Gene: Utx
Product: Utx histone demethylase
Exons: 15
Coding region: 70-3504 (1144 amino acids)
Biological process (GO): regulation of gene expression
Cellular component (GO): MLL3/4 complex
Molecular function (GO): RNA polymerase II cis-regulatory region sequence-specific DNA binding; histone H3K27me2/H3K27me3 demethylase activity; chromatin DNA binding
Source: RefSeq, a predicted model, not a curated record